CGUGAUUUUCUCGUUAUAAAAAUAAGAAGGAAGAGUGAUUCAAAUCUGAAGCUGAACCCUAACUAGCUGAGCAGACGGAGGAGAACUCGACUGAAGCUGCCUCUGCGACGCCGUUUCGAUUCAGCCUCAGACAUUUCUGUUGCAGUCAUGGUGCAAGAAAAUGGCAAGAGGAAGAAACCAAACAUUCUGGUGACUGGCACACCGGGGACAGGAAAGACAACUGUGUGCACUGCUCUAGCUGAAGCCACCCAGCUCUGCCACAUCAAUGUCGGAGAAUUAGUCAAAGAAAAGAACUUGCAUGAUGGAUGGGAUGAUGAGCUUGAUUGUUACCUUCUUAAUGAAGACUUGGUUUGUGAUGAACUUGAGGAUGUUAUGGAAGAGGGGGGAAACAUUGUGGACUACCAUGGCUGUGAUUUCUUUCCUGAGCGUUGGUUUGAUUGCGUGGUUGUACUUCAAACUGAUAACACCAUUCUGUAUGACCGUUUGAGUAGGAGGGGGUACAAAGAUUCAAAGCUUUCGAACAAUAUUGAAUGUGAAAUCUUCCAAGUUCUGCUUGAGGAGGCUAAAGAAAGUUACUCGGAGGAGAAAGUGAUUGCAAUGAAGAGUGAUAAUAUAGAAGACGUUAGUAGAAAUGUGGCAACUCUUACAGAUUGGGUCAGAAAUUGGUCUUUACCCUCACAUUCUUAACAAAAAAAUGAGUACUUUGUAUAUACCUUUCUGCUUGAGUAUGGUGAAAGUAUCACGAUGAACUGCUACCUGAAGCAGAUCUGCAGUGUGGUUGAAUUCUCUUGCAAAUUUUGGUGUGGCAUGUAUUUGUGGCAUUUUAUGUGAUGGGUUUUAAAUUUGACAAUUGAAAGGUAACUUUUACCAAGUUGUGAUAAUGAGUUUCAAAUAGUUAAGGGAAAAAUUACCUUGUUAGAUCUUGUUUAAAAAACCUCCCUUUAUAUAGAGCUACCAAACUGUAGAAACAUUA
This is a messenger RNA of Glycine soja, 973 nucleotides long. Its product is annotated as adenylate kinase isoenzyme 6 homolog. Gene Ontology annotation, molecular function: AMP kinase activity; ATP hydrolysis activity; ATP binding. Lineage: Eukaryota; Viridiplantae; Streptophyta; Magnoliopsida; Fabales; Fabaceae. The record is from RefSeq and is a predicted model, not a curated record. Gene Ontology annotation, cellular component: nucleus; cytoplasm. The transcript has 4 exons. The coding region runs from base 148 to 687 and encodes 179 amino acids.